Messenger RNA from Suillus subaureus, 717 nucleotides. RefSeq lists its product as uncharacterized. The transcript is spliced from 2 exons. NCBI's taxonomy places the organism in Eukaryota, Fungi, Basidiomycota, Agaricomycetes, Boletales, Suillaceae. The record is from RefSeq and is a predicted model, not a curated record. The coding region runs from base 1 to 717 and encodes 238 amino acids.
AUGGCACCCUCCAAUAACACCAGUACAGCUAGCCUUCCAGUUGCAUCUACAUCCAGUCCUUCCCGCCCGGCCCAGGUCAAUCAAGGCUCGUUUCCUGUCGCAAGCAUUAUCAUUCUCGCAAUCUCUAUAAUUGGCAUGGGUGUCCUCGUAGUCUGGGUGUUUCUUCAGCACCGCUCAUCAGCCAGGAUCAAGCAAAGCUCAUCGGAGGUCAACGAAGACGAGCCAAGACCGUUCAACAGACUCUGGUCUCGUAUACUCUCAAAGUCGCAUCUUUGGCGUUCAAAAACCAAGUCAGCUACCAAGCACAAGCAGGGCGAGAUGACUACUGUCAGCGCGUUGCAUGCGACAUGCACCUUCGUCGCUGCUGCACCAUCGAAAAUUCUUGCCCCUCCUGUCGUGAUGCAGUUCAGAGUACCGGACGCAGAGAAAUUUGUUGUGCUAUGUUCGGUCGGUUGUUCGCUGUCGGCGCACUAUGCAUGUGGCGAUCCCAAGCCGUGGGUGCAGAGUACUUUCGUCGGUAUUCCACAUCUAGCCCAAGAGCAGCUUCCCGUGAAUAAUCAGCCAUCAAGUAUUCCCGAGCGUCAGUCGUAUAGCGUCGAUAUCCCGCCUUCCGAUCAGGAUCAUUCACUUACCAUCGAGCUACCCGGCCCCUUUUUUGAAGACCAGCCCCGAUCGCCUUCUGUUCCACCAAAGGGGCCGAAGAGGACGCUUGCCUGA